Molecule: messenger RNA, 2753 nt
Organism: Podospora pseudopauciseta
Lineage: Eukaryota; Fungi; Ascomycota; Sordariomycetes; Sordariales; Podosporaceae
Exons: 2
Coding region: 912-2753 (613 amino acids)
Source: RefSeq, a predicted model, not a curated record
CCCAGCCGAUGAUCAGCGCCAAGCAAGCGGCGGAACAAACAGCAACGUUUGCCGGUUGUUGCGCUUGUCCCGAGAGGGAAAUGACCUUGGGUGAACUGCCAGAUGUCACCGACCUCCGGCACAACCUGAGAAAAAAAGAAUUGACCUUGAUGGAUCAAACCUCGACUGGAACUGGCUGAUCGGGAGAAGGAAGGUUGUUGCUGUUCCUGCCUCUGGAUAAUGUCAGUUGGGUGCAGAUACGACAUGCACAUGCAACUUUAAAUUUCACAUCGCACCCAUCUUUUCCGCCCGCCGACGCCUUCAGGUCUUGGAUGGAACCUGCAUCUCCCUGUCUGCAAGCCAACACCGACUGUCUCUGGCUCUUGCUGAGGUGUCGAUGUCCCAACCCCUGCCGCGUUACCUGUACUGUACAAUAACCCGGGAAAGGAGAUCCAAAAAAGAAAUGUGUCUGGGCCUCCUCGCUGGCGAGACGAGGCGAUCCAUUCACCACUCAAAAAGAGGCGGAACAUUCCCCAUCUGUCAUUUUUAAACCCCGAACAUCCCAAGCCUCGUUUGCGAUCCUUCCCGCCGCUUCUUCUUUUCUGAUCUCUUUUGUUUGCUGUUAUAAAACACCGACCCCGUCUUCAAACGCCCGUCGCCCAACACCCGUCACCCGUCACCCGUCACCCGUCAAUGGUCUUGUGUCUGCACCAGUCCGGCCGAAGGAGCAACAGACGUUGACCAACUAAAGAAGCUUCCGGGUCUUUACCCCCUGGGGCCCCUCCUUGGAUCGCCACGGCCCGCCCUUCUCCAGGUUGCUCUAGAGCUCCCGUUGCUCCCCACCGUCUGUGACCGUUCCGCCGAGCGAGUACGAGCAGCCACCCGUCCCUGCGGCUCACCGACAGCUGCCCGAGGUCAGCAAAAAGCCCGCCAUGUCCGACGAAGCCCCGGUCCAGUCGGCCGAGACCGGUACAACCAAGGCGGUCAAGGACAAGACCUGUACCUAUUGCCACCAAGCCUUCACAUCGUCUUCGCUCGGCCGCCAUCUAGAUGUAUUCAUUAAGGAGAACAACCCCAAGGCCCCCGAUGGGAUUCACGAUGUGGAAGAAAUCAGACGAAAUCGAUCCAAUAUCACCCGCCGUCGUCCCAAAGCUUCGACCGGAACCCCCGGUGCUCCUGGGGUUAGAAGACGAGACACGUCAGUGUCAGUCGGAACGCCAACGGCUGCGUCGAGAAGGAGUCAGGGGUCUGUUUCGGUAGAGGUUGACUCUGCAUCCAUCACACCAGUAUCACAAACCAAAGGCAAAGGGACUGCUGAUAGGAAAUAUCCGUUCAAUACACCAUGGGAAGCCACGGGUGUCAUCAACGACCUUGGUGGGCGGGAUGCCACGGCAUACGAGGGUGGGUUCAGGCAACAUCAGCGAUCAGCCAGUCGCCAGCGUAUGAAGCAACAACUGGACGCCAGACACGUAUUGCAAGAUGCCGAGGAUACGAAAAGAGCCGCUGAACUCGCAUUGCGGGAAAUCAUGGGUUCUUGGAGGGCUGCAAAACAACAAAUCGACAUGCACUCGAUGCCUUUUGACUUUGAUCCUCUUGCAUUGGACUUUCCGGCACUGACGUUGCAGUGUCUCGAGAAACCACCCACGUUAUUUGCUUCUACCCAGCACUCGACGUCCACUUCGUGGUCGAUAACACCACCCGGCCCAGUUCAGCUGCAAGCCUUGCGAAAUUAUUUUGGAGAAGAGUUCAGGAGAUGGAAGCUGGCUUGCACCGCGGCGACAACGGCGGUGAACGAAGAUCUAACAUAUCCUCCCUCCCUAGUGCCAGUCAAGCCAGAUGUUCGAGAAGCAGUGCGUAAGGCUGAAAAGGCAGCCGACAAGAUGGAACAGCAAAUAUCCGAUCACAUAACAGCGACGUAUUCAGUUUGGUGUUCACUUCCAGGGCCUGAGCGUGCCAAGCUGUGGACCCUCGAGCUGGCAAGAGGCUUGGGGCGGAAGCAAGACGAGGGUGCCAAACUCAAGCAGACCCAAAGCCUUCUUAGGCAAGAAAACAAUCAUCUCAAGUCUCAGAUCGAACACUUGAGCCGGCUACAGCAACCUAAAGAGUACAAGAUUGUGCAGCCGACAACAGUGUACAUGGAUGAGAAGCUGGUCAACCACAUGCUGGAGCUCGGUUUCAGCGCAGCGAAGGAUGGCGGCGGCGUAGGCUUCAACAUGGCCGAUAGGCAUGCGGAUCUCGACACGAUUGUGGCAAGGGCGAUUAAUCGCUGGAAGGAUGUGAUCGUGUCGUCUAGGUCCGCGGCGGCCGGUCUCUCAGCGCAGCGCACCUUGGAAGCUGCGAGUGCCGGAGUGUCGCCAACAACUACUGGUUCUGGGCAGGGUAUGCGACAGUUGCAGCCUCAGAGGCACCAAUCACAACAUUCGGUGCCGAAUAACGACGCCCGGGCGUCUCUUCACCCUUCUCCGGCAGCAAGCAAUAACGCUGCGAAUUAUGCACCAUCGACGGCAUCUACCACUAAAGCCGGUUCGCCCUCGACUGCCGUCGGUACACCCAGCAUCAUCACGGCGCCGGCCAGUGUUGGUGCCGGGCAAGAUUCGGACGAGGAAAUGGGCGGGCAGGACGUGCCGGAAAUCUCAGAAACUAACACAGCUGAGGAAGACGGUGAUGUUGAUGCGGACGCGGAUGCUGACGCGGAUGGGGACGUUGAUGCCGACGCCGAUGUCGAUGCCGAUGCCGAUACCGAUGCCGAUAUGGACGCUGACGCUGACCCUUAG